Messenger RNA from Thunnus maccoyii (southern bluefin tuna), 2875 nucleotides. RefSeq names its product mitogen-activated protein kinase kinase 4b (gene map2k4b). NCBI's taxonomy places the organism in Eukaryota, Metazoa, Chordata, Actinopteri, Scombriformes, Scombridae. The record is from RefSeq and is a predicted model, not a curated record. Gene Ontology annotation, biological process: protein phosphorylation; MAPK cascade. Gene Ontology annotation, molecular function: JUN kinase kinase activity; ATP binding. The transcript has 13 exons. The coding region runs from base 1206 to 2477 and encodes 423 amino acids.
GUUCUACAAGUUUUAAAAAGACAAAUGUUGCUUAAAGCUUGAUGAUGAACCCCAAAUUUAAUGUCUCCUUUAGUGUUAUAAUAGUGCAUAAGCACAUGCUGGAUUUGUUUGUUUUCUUGCAGAUGACAGUGCAGUGACUCACUGAUUGCAAAGCACUGAUUUUUUUUUCUAUGUGAAAAAGAAACCUAAAGAUACAUGAACAACAUUAAUAUAGUGAAAUAAACACAGCUAGCUGAAUGGAGAGGUCAAGAACAGUAAAAAAAGACAAAAUGGCUCAACUCAUGGUCCACUUGUAAGCUUUUUCCGGAACUUUCAGGCGUAUCUCACAAUCUUCAUUAGUGCACAGAGUUACCUACAUAUGGAAUACUGGUCACAUUAUAACAGGUGGUCGUAUAUGGCCAGCUAAUAUAUAUAGUUGAAGUAGAGUCGUUACACACAAUCAAUGAAAGAAGGUAAUGCCUGCACACUUACUCCAAGCCACAACAUUUAGUCAAAUCAAGACAUUUCGAUCCUACUCAGAUCUUUGUCAGACCAGAAUGUUAUCUAAUUAAUGUUAACUAAUUAAAUCAUCAUAGCAGCCAGAUACAUCAAAUUACAGAUGAAAACAGGUACAUAAACACAAAUAUUAAAAUAUAGUCAAAUAUUAGUGUGCCAUGAGCAAAGCGAUUAGAAUAAUAAGUAAAUGAACCUUGACUCCAGAUUUGUCAAACAACUGACAAGGUCAAGAAUGAACUAUACCUGAUAAUCUGAAAUGCUCUCACAACUAACAAUGAAGAGUGCAACUAUGAAGUGUAAAUGACGUAUAGUGUACAUGCUAGCUGUAUGACUCAAACACCACAGAACAUGAACCAAGAGUGACAAAGUGCAAUAUAGUGUAUCAUGACAUGGGAAUAUGAUGAACACAGAUAGAGAUGUGUAUGCUGAUUUUCACAUGUGAAAGACAUAUGAUAGCAUUGCAGUGAGCACACAAACGUAUAUAAAUCUGUAUUAUUUAUAUACAGUCUAUGACUGAACAGAAGGCAAAAGCCGUGAUUUGCUGUAUUUCCGACAGCCCUUGAAAGCAGCACCGGCACAGACGUGGCCGUGGUGCGGCUGCUGCGUUCAGGUGGCGCAGUGUCCCGUCCGGAGGCAGAGAGGGCGAAGUUUCACUCGGUUUCAGUCUCUGCACUGCAGCCUGAGCGCUGCUGCCGGAAUCCAACACAACAAUGGCGACUCCCAGUCCUGACAGCAACUCCAGCAGCUCCAGCAGCUCCAGCAGCAGCAGCACCGCAGGAUCCACGUCGCACCAGUUUCACCAGCAGACACAGAGCAGCAGCAUGCAAGAAACCAACACCUGCUGGAGAUGUCAAAAUGAAACAGGGUUUCAGAUAAGCCUGUCUGGAGUGUCCCAAAGUAAACGUAAAGCUCUGAAGCUGAAUUUCGCCAACCCUCCAGUGAAACCGGCCUCAAGGCUCCCGCUCAAUCCAACGCCCCCCUCUUUCCAGAACCCUCACAUAGAGCGUCUGCGGACACACAGUAUCGAGUCGUCGGGGAAGCUUAAGAUCUCUCCGGAGCAGCAUUGUGACUUCACUGCAGAGGAUCUGAGAGACCUCGGGGAGAUUGGUCGCGGGGCGUAUGGCUCCGUUAACAAGAUGGUCCACAAGCCCACGGGCCAGAUCAUGGCAGUCAAGAGGAUUCGCUCCACUGUGGAUGAGAAGGAGCAGAAGCAGCUGCUGAUGGAUCUUGACGUGGUGAUGAGGAGUAGCGACUGUCCCUACAUCGUUCAGUUCUACGGCGCUCUCUUCAGAGAGGGUGACUGUUGGAUUUGUAUGGAGCUCAUGUCUACCUCAUUAGACAAAUUCUACAAAUAUGUAUAUUGUGCAUUAGAUGACGUCAUUCCAGAGGAAAUAUUAGGCAAAAUAACAUUAGCAACCGUUAAAGCACUGAACCACUUAAAAGAAAACUUGAAAAUAAUUCACAGAGACAUCAAACCUUCCAACAUUCUAAUGGACCGAAGGGGAAAUAUCAAGCUGUGUGAUUUCGGCAUCAGCGGUCAGCUGGUGGACUCCAUAGCCAAGACCAGAGAUGCAGGCUGCAGGCCUUACAUGGCACCUGAAAGGAUAGACCCCAGUGCUUCCAGACAAGGCUACGAUGUCCGGUCUGAUGUGUGGAGCUUGGGAAUCACCCUGUAUGAGCUGGCCACAGGAAGGUUUCCUUACCCCAAGUGGAACAGUGUUUUUGAUCAGCUGACACAAGUGGUGAAAGGAGAGCCUCCUCAGCUCAGCAACUCGGAGGAGAGGCAGUUCUCCCCCAAGUUCAUCAACUUUGUUAACCUAUGCCUUACGAAGGAUGAAUCAAAAAGGCCAAAGUACAAAGAGCUUCUGAAACACCCCUUCAUUCUGAUGUAUGAAGAGCGUUUUGUGGAUGUCGCCAGUUACGUGUGCCGCAUCCUGGAUCAGAUCCCCGCCUCUCCCAUCUCUCCUAUGUAUGUGGACUGAGGGAGUUUGCCUGGGGAGGGAGGGGUCACCCAACAUGCGGUGGGUGGGACACUAAGCUUUGUGAUGCGACGCUUGACAUCUUAGCCCUCAGAGUUACGUAGGAUCACCUGUUUAUUCACAUGUUCCAAAGAACAAAGGAACCAAGUCCAAAUUGCCCAGUGCAAUGAGAUGAAUAUUGUUAAGCAAACCCUUCCACCUCCCAUCACCUCAUUUAAAGUCAGUGAAACCUAAAAUAUUAUCAUCCAUCUUCAGCCAGAAAAACUUGAAGACAUAACAUUGUCUUAGUAAAAUGCAAUGCAUCCUUUUAUGUGAGGAAAAAUGAAUAGAGUAUACGUAUAUAUAUACUUGAACUCGUUGUACACAAUACAGAUUUUACCAAAUAAAAUGUUGAACAGUGA